Molecule: messenger RNA, 5799 nt
Organism: Cuscuta epithymum
Lineage: Eukaryota; Viridiplantae; Streptophyta; Magnoliopsida; Solanales; Convolvulaceae
Source: the annotation of a GenBank genome assembly
UCCCUUCUGUUUUUUCCGCCAUAGACUUUGAAAUCGCCUCCUUUUAUUCCCUUUUGCUCUGUCCUCUCAGUCUCAUGGCGGAUGUCUCUUCUCUUAGCUCUUGCCUCUCAACUUGCCUCUCUUCCGUUUAGAUUCAUAGUAUUUCAUCCCAAUCACCCCGUCGUUGCAGCGGUCUUCCUGCUUCAGGCUAUCAGCCGUUCAAUAUGGGCCUUUCAAAUUUAUUAGACGGCUCUUUAUUGGUUUCCAUGGGUUUCUUCAUUAUUUGGCGCUUCCAAUUAUAUUGGCUUUGGCUUGGUUUCAAGAUUAUGGUUGAGCUAGUGUACAACGGAAUGCUUUGUGCACCAUGAUUUCUUUGUAUAAUAACAUUCCUAAAGGUAUGAAUCUUAUUUGGAUUUUGGAAUGUCCUCUUUUUGUUUACUUGUAGCUUCUUGCAGUGCUCUUGCAAUUAAUUUUGUCUCUUUGGGUUUGUAUUCGUUUUGAGCCUUUCAGAUUUUUUUUGCAUUGCCAUUUGUUUUCAUCACACUUGCUCUGCAUAUGUGUUUGACUCCUGCAUUUUAAAAAUCCAGUUUAUAUACCUUGAUAAAAAUGAAGUCAAACAAAGUGGGUGAAAAGUAUACCUACUAUUAAAGAAUUUGGACUGCCUUUAUCUAGUUUCCAAAAUAAUAUGACCUCUUUAAACUCCUAUUGGAACCUCCAUUACCAAAUAUUAAAAGAAGGAUAUGUGUUACAUUGAAAAUAAUAAAUAAAACUCAGUUGACUCCAAACUGAUGAGAUUUGAUUUGAGCAUAUCUUGUUGUUUUUAAUUCCAUUUUAGAUGUCAUUUAUUUAGUUUCCAAGGUAAUAUGAGCUUCUGAAACUCAUAUUAAGACAUCCAUUGACAAGUAUUAAAUGAUGAGUACGUAUCACGUUAAAAUAAAACAAAAACUCUGUUAACUUCAAAUUUACAAGAUCUUGAUUUAAGCAUAUCUCAGACCUGUAUACAUAUUAAUGGAUAGUGUCACUUACUUCCAUUCAACUAAAGGAAGAAAUAUUGUCAUCAAAACUACACUUGCAUAUUUGACCCACACUUGCAUAUUUGACCCACACAGUUUACAUUUUGUAUAAUGUGAUUUAUAUACACAAUUUACAUUUUGUAUAGUCAUUGACACCAACAUUUAACUUUUGUAUCUAUAAAUAAUAUUACAUUUACAAGUUAAUCACAUGUUCUAAAAAAUUAUAAUAUCAUUUACAAUGUAUUAUAUCACAUUUACACCAAACACACAAUAUUUAUAUUAAAAUCCGCUACACAUUAUUUAUAACGGCAUUUACAUAAAAACAUAGUAUGAGUUGCACAAAAUUAUAACAUGAGUUAUAUCAAGGACUUAUGCAUGAGAAGUUACAUGAAAUUUACUCAUACUUACAUCAUUCUUACUGCAUGGGAGCAUCAGUCUCAUGAAACGCUGAUGUCACAUCAUAACAACUUCUCCAAUAUGGAGUCAUAUGUCAUGUGUGACCUCACAAUGACCAUUCAUUUGUGAGGUGUCCCAUUAUAUUUCCACUUUAUAUUUGAGUGGCAGUAAUAAAGUCACAUAUGCAAAUAUGAGUUCAUAAUGAAAUCAUAUAUGGUUCCUAAAGAUUAUAUAUGUUAAUGUUAUUGGCUUAUUGCGUGUUUGUCAUCUUCAUGUAUAUUCCAAUCGAGCCAAUAGGCUUUCUUUAGUUUUUUUAUUGUUGUUUCUCAGAAAAUGCUUAAAUUUGAGUCAUUAUUCUAUCCUCUCAUUUUUAGUUUGUGUUAUACUUCCUCCGUCCUAAAUUGUUUUGCAAAGUCAACAAUUUUUGGUCAAUCAAUUAUAAAAGUCAAUCCUCCCUAUCGAUAAUUAAUUCAAUUUUUAAUAAUUAAAAUUUACAUAUUAAAAAACUACAUUAAAAUAUCUUCAAACUUUCAAAGUUGUAAACUCCAAAUUAGAAUAUAUAAUUAAAAAUUGACAUCCUAAUUAAGCGAAUAAAAUGAAACUGUUUGACCAAGAAAAGUCAAAUUUGCAAAUCAAUUUUGGACGGAGGUAAUAUUUUUAUAACUUGAAUACUAAUUUAUUUUUUAAUACAUUUAUUUUGUUAGGCCUUAUACUACCACAUUCUCAUACUUCUCCCUCUAUUGAUUUUCAUAUUCAUGAGCACUCAACCCUUCCUUCUCCUCAUCCUUCCACAUUUCCAUACUUCUCCCUCUAUUGAUUUUCAUAUCCAUGAGCACUCUCCCAAAUAACGUCGACAACGAUAGCAUCAUACACCUAGAAUGAUUUUUUAAACAAAGAGAGCGCCAAAAAAGGUAGACCAUUUGACACAUUCCAAAGAUCAUACCAUUGCUAACUAGAAAAGGAACAAUAAGACCUAAUGGCAUCUGGCGAUACACAUUGAAACACAAAAUUAGGCAAUAAAACUAGUAUGCUAAUGUCAUGUUUUGGAAUGAUGCGACACACCAACUGCUUGAAAGGGUUGUAGGGGAUUUUAGUGAACAUCUAGACACGGAUAAUCGUAGAACAAAGAGUUGUCGUGAUGCAAUAAAUGAACUGAUUGGACAAAAGUACUUCUUCAAAAUCAACCGUGCAUAUUCAGAUCUUGAAAGUGGCGGACAGAUAUAUGCCAUAAGCAUGGUUUCAAAGAAUAGAGAAAAAAUAGAUGAGAUAAAAAAUGCAGCAGUUGAAGAAUCAAUUAGUGAGGACACAUUGAUACGGUCACGGUGCCCCACACAUUGACUACCUUAUUUUAAAAUCUAAGUCAGUUAGAGACAUCUUGCGCUGACUUGCGUGCCCGACGCAGAGAACAACUCACAGAGAAGCGACAAACCAACUUCAGAAGGCAGAAGAAGUCGCCGGCCAAGCCAACCGUCAUCACCCUGUCCGUCGUUGAUGCUUGAAGCAUACGACGAGACAGUCCAGAUACAUUGGACACCGAGAAUGAUGCAAUCGGGACUCCAAAUUCAACUUCACCUCAUCGAGAAAUAGAAAAAGAAACAUUAACUCCCAAUGGCGAUGACUCAACAAAGGAAUCGUCUAACAAGAAUUCGCACAACACAAACGGCAUAUAAAGCAAGGUUAAUCCUUACUAGGGGUGAGCAAAUAACCGCCAAAACCGAACUGAUCAGAACCAAUGAUCGAACCGACCACAAAGUUCAGUUAAUUAGAUGCAAUCAACAGGCUCAAUGGGCGAGGAACCACAAGGUCAAAAUGACCAAACACACGGAGCAGGAGUAUGACCUGCUUUUACCGCUCCAAAUGUAAGCCAAAGAAAAGAAAAGAAACACGAGUGAAGUCAAUGGUAUGGGAUCGAAAAAUUCCAAAAUGAUAUAGGCCAUCAAAAAGCUAGAUGUCAUCAUAGUGAAAAAGAGCUAUUUGCUGACUCCAAAGGAAAUGGAACCAGUGCAUUGUCAGCUCACAUACGAAGCUGUCCCGCACUUCGUGAUAAGUCCGAUCCCUCACAAACAGAAUUAGUUGUCCAACGCAUGAAUGGUGAGAUUCAUUGAGAUAUGGUAAAUAUGAUGAAACUAAGAUUAGAAGGGCUGUGUCAGAAAUGAUCAUUAUCGAUGAGUUGUCAUUUAAGUUUGUUGAAGGAAGGGGGUUUAGAAGACUCAUGCUUGCCGCUUGUCCUAGGUUUCGAGUUCCAUCACAUUGAACUAUUGUUAUGGACGGUUCAAUAUUUACUUUGAAGAGAUAAAGAAACUGUCCAAAUUGCUCCAAACCACUUGCCAUAGAGGUUCACUUACCACUAACACAUAGACAUCUUUGCAAAAAAUAAAUGAUGUGUCUCACUCGUCACUACAUUGAUAAUGAUUGGAAGUUCCAUAUAAGAAUAAUGAAUUUCUGUCCAAUAUUCAGUCAUAAGGGUGAAGAUAUCGGUAAGUCUGUUGUAAAAUGUUUGCGUGAUUGGGGAAUAGAUAACUUUUUCACAAUCAGUGGGUAAUGGGAGCUCAAAUGAUGUUGCCAUUGACUAUUUGAGAAAUAAGUGUAACAAUUUGAGGUUCAUUUUAAAUGGAAAGUUUCUUGACAUAAGGUGCAUUGAUCACAUUGUUAAUUUAGCUGUCAAAGAUGGAUUGAAAAAUGUGGAUGAAUCAGUUUAUCAUGUUAUAGGGGCAGUGAGGUUUGUGAGGCACUCACCUGCUAGGAUCGUACAGUUUAAAGAGUGUUGUUUUAGAGAAGAUAGAGUUCAAAGCAUUGUUAUGCCUAGAUGUUUUAACUAGGUGGAGCUCUACAUUUCUAGUGUUGAAUGCAGCACAAAAACUUGAGAGGGUCUUUGAGAUUUUUGAUCCCCAUUACAAUCAAGAUAUUAGUAAUAGUGAUGGCAUUGCCGUUCAUGAUGACUGGAAAAAUGUUAGAAGGUUGUCACUUCAAAAUGUUAUUUUACUGAAAUAUGUGAACUUUAUUCUGUCUCUGGUUGGGUCAAGAACACUGAUCCAAAAUUCAGCUUAAUGGCUCAACAAAUGAAGGAUAAAUUUGACAAGUACUGCUGUACUGGGGUGUUGUUGAGAAAAUGAAUAUGUUGUUGUAUGUCGCAGAAUUUUGUAUAAGUUGAAGGAUGCAUGUACAGAAUUUUGUUUUAAAAGGAUGUAUACUGAUACUCUAGCAUCUACCUUGUCUGAAAAACUGAAACUAGGAUGCUGGAUUUGUUUAAUGAAUAUAAAAGGCUGCAAGAUCCUUUAUCUUCCCCUUCACUGUAUGAAAAUUCUCAACCAACUCAAAGGGGAGUGAGGAUUUAUCCUUAGAAUGUCAGGGUAUAAUUCAUGGGAGUGGUGAAUGAAUUACCAAGUGUUCACUAUUGAUACAAUUACCAAGUCUUCACUACCAUCAUAAGGAUUUGGGUAGUACUUUCACAUUACCAAAUUCUCAACCAACAUUCCUCUUCACUUUACCAAGGCUGCUUACAUCUCCCUCCACAAGGAUCCGGGUAGUACUCAUAUCUAGCUUAAACACCAGUUCCUUGCUUCCUUGGCAGAUUCUCAUACAUUAUUCCCUCCAGGUGCCCUUUUAGUAAAUGAGACAACACCACUAAUGAUCAUCUCUUCUAUCUUUGCCCCUUCUCUUCUCAGGUUUGGAGGCAUUAUCCUUUUUAAUUUCUUGGUAGUUGGAGGCUGAUGGGGGAAGUUAAGAACGUCUGUAUGCGAUGGUUGGUAGCUGCAAACACAUACUCUCUUGAUGGUUAUUUUCGUACUCUCUUGAUGGUUAGAGAUGGUUUGUACAUUGCUCUGCUCUCAACUUAAUGCUUGAAGAAUCAUUUCUGGUGUUCAAAAUUAUUCGUUAUGCUGGUGCCUUUCUCAAGAAUGGAAGAAGGUGGUUGACAAGGCUGCAUUACUAUUGCCAGGGGAUCUUUUACCAUCUUAUUUCAACCGAAAACGACCAACGACGUUCAAAUGGAAACAUGCUUGUUCGCAUAUGAAACUGAAUCUGGCCAUGUAUAAGAGGAAGUUUGCUGAUUUUCAAGUGGGAAAGCCUAUGUUGUUGGGUCCUUUAUUCUGCCACAAUAAACUGAUUUUCACCUUCACCUCUACGCCAUGCAACUAUGCAAGAGCUAAUUAAUUGGUGCACUACAAACGGGUUUAUUGCAUUGAAAUUGAUACUUCUUUGGAGACCUUGGUCAAUCAAAUUUAUCAUCUUUCGUAUGUUCAAGACAAUCAUGCAUGCUCAUGCAAAAUUAUGAAGGUUUUUUUCAUCCCAAAAUUUUCCAUUUAAGUUGUGUUUUUGCUUACGUAGUUACAUCCCGAUGGUGUCCAAUCCCACACCCACCACACGUACAUCAUCAAAUAUCUUCCUAGUCACAUUAACUGAUCAAUUGAAU